Messenger RNA from Suillus fuscotomentosus, 654 nucleotides. RefSeq lists its product as uncharacterized. Bases 1 to 654 code for a protein of 217 amino acids. The transcript has 6 exons. The record is from RefSeq and is a predicted model, not a curated record. Lineage: Eukaryota; Fungi; Basidiomycota; Agaricomycetes; Boletales; Suillaceae.
AUGGAGUGCAGUGAUCUCAUCCGGCAGGUGAUAUAUCUAGGAAUUCCCAUUGCUUCUGUUGAUAGCAAGGAGAGUUGGGCUUUGACAUUGACUCAUGCUGGUCUUGCAGAGUAUUCAUGUCUGAAAUGUCUUGUUUCGAACUGUGAACAACACAAGUUAGUCAGCAAGUUUAAAUUGUGCCUAAAGCUACGUUCAACAAAAAGUGCACCUGAAAAAACUCUGCAACAGAAUGAGCUUCACACAAUUCUUAGUAUUUCCAUUAACUUUUUCUGGUCUCUCACCCAUUCCGACCCAUAUCUUGCGAUUUCAUAUGACAAAUUACACGCCGAUGAUCUUGGGAAGUUCAGCAAGCAUCUAUGGCCCCUCUUGCUUAGUGUCCUGGAGGAACUUAAUGCCAAGGGUCAACUGACUCUGAAUAUGCACAAGGUUGAAAGGUGGCCUAACCUCAAACAUUUUUCUAAUGUCAUCACCGUGGAUUAUGCAGAUGGUGCUCAGGUCUCUGCAGAACAUGGAAAAAACUUCGAUUUUCUGAAGCAGCACUUAGUCACUCAUGCAAUCCAGGAUAUUGAGCAGAAGGGAACACUUAAUAACUACAACACUUAUACAUAUGUGAAAACCAACUGUAAGAAUACUGAACCUCAGGUGUGUCAAUGA